Hibiscus syriacus is the source of this 2172-nucleotide messenger RNA. RefSeq lists its product as uncharacterized. The transcript is spliced from 5 exons. The record is from RefSeq and is a predicted model, not a curated record. Lineage: Eukaryota; Viridiplantae; Streptophyta; Magnoliopsida; Malvales; Malvaceae. The coding region runs from base 1 to 2172 and encodes 723 amino acids.
AUGACCCGUCUUGAAGUGGAAACGCUGAACCCAAAAUUGGGGUCUCCCUCCCUGGCUUCGCUUAUUCAAAUCUGGGCUGGUGGGGAACAGGGAAAAAGCAGCAGCAGUGUGUUGGUGAAGGCGAUGAACAACAUUUUCUCCAUCCCGAUUUUGAUAAUUUCACUCGCGUUUUUGUCAGCCGUUGAUUGCAGCACAGGAGAAUGGCAGAUCCUCGGCAGUCUAAACUAUUCUUCUCAGAUCCGUCUCCACUCUCACACUCUCCUUCUCGUCACCGUCCCAUGGUGCGGCGAGUCCCGGUCCCUUAUGAGGGAACUGUCCCGACUAGUUGCCGAUAAGACAAUGGAGUUUGACUCCUUGAAAUUGGCGUUUAUUCAUAGGAACACGGAGAAAGUAUUGGCAGAUUCCAUUGGUGCCUCGGAUGGAAUAACGGUGUUUUAUUAUGAUCACUCCGUAUCUUAUAAGUACCAAGGAAAGCUUCGAGCUCCAAGUAUAUUGAACUCUAUUCAUCCUUAUAUGAUAGCUGAUUCUCCUGAGGAACUUCCUCUAAAGCCCCUUAAUUCUCAGGAGGACUUGAAAUCGUUUCUAGAAGCAACUGACAGAGCUUUGAUUUUAGCUGAAUUUUGUGGUUGGGCUCCCAAGUUAGUGGCUAAGGUCAAGAAUAAUGAAACUGGGACUGAUUUGACGCCUAAGGAAAUGGAAAUUGGGAUGCUGAAAUGUGGUGUUGAAAAUGGGAUUGCUGGAAUUCCUUGGAUUACUGAGUUUAGUAUGGUAAAUGGUAGUGUUUCUUCACGGGAGAGUGAAAAUUUGAAAUUUGGUCUUGGAUUGAGCUGUACCUUAAAAGAAUAUAAGCAAUUUGAUUUGUUUUUCUCGAAGUUGAUUGAUGUUAGAAGAGAGUUCUUAGUUCCUCCCGAAAGGCUUAGAUUUGGGUUGAUUUCUCAUAGAUCAUUGAUGUCAUCGCUUGGUGUUGAAGAUUCUGGUACAUGGAUGGCAGUGAUGUACUUCAAAGGAUGUCCUGGUUGUUCAAAAGUUAUUAAAGAUGAGUAUGACCUCAAGAAUGCCAUAGUGACUGACAAUUCAGUUGUUCGUGAGCUACAAUUUGAUGGCCAAGAUCUUCCGCUUGCUUUACCUGCAAAUAAGCCAUCAGUAAUCCUUUUUGUUGAUAGAUCAUCUGAUACAUUAGAGACUAGAAGAAAAAGUAGGGAAGCUCUUGAUGCAUUUAGAGAAGUAGCGCUUCACUACCAGAUUUCAGAUUGGAAGAGUUCACAAAAUACCGAUCACCAAGAAAAGUCACUACUUCUAGCUUAUAAGGGUACAUCAGGACAUCCAAGACUACGUCUAUUUGAAACGUUAAAGGAUAAAAUGUCAUUCAUGAUUAUAAAUGAGGCUAAGCAUGUCACUCUAGAUAAUAUAGCCUCAGAUUUGCAAGGUAAAUCUUUGCAAGAGAUCUUAGCUUAUCUUAUUGAGAGAAAGAAGGAAACCAAAUUGAGCUCACUUGCAAAGGAAUUAGGCUUUCGUCUUUUAUCAGAUGAGCUUGCCAUCAAAGCAGCCAAGGAAGUACCAUCACCAACAGAUGGUCAAUCGAACGAUGCCUCACCGCCACCAUCUCAGGAAGUUCCUUUAAUUGGUAUUGUUGAUCCACAGACUCUACCAAUGGAAACUGAAAACACUUUGGUGCGUGAGGAAAAACCUAAGUCUAUUGGUAUUGAAGUUGGACCUUCUUCUCCUGAUAGAAGUCAAAAUUUCAUAUCUAUAGAAACUGACAAACUUUUGGAAGGUCUUGAGCUGGUUAUAGCUGGGAAUUUUAAGGCAAAAGAGAAAAUAUCAUCAGAGAUAAAGAAGUCCGGGGAACAAGGACCUCAUGUGCAAGAGUUUAAGGGUUCUUUUUUCUUUUGUGAUGAUAACUAUCGACUACUUGAAUCUUUGACUGGUGGAUCAACAAUUCCAUCAUUGGUUUUAGUUAAUCCUAAAUCUCAGAAUCAUUAUGUCUACUCCGAAGAGACAAUUUUAAGUUACUUGUCAAUUUCUAAAUUCCUUCAUGAAUAUCUUAGAGGAAGCAUUGUUCCGUAUCAACGCACUGUGCCUGUUCUUCACAGCCCCAGGGAGUCCACUUCUCCGCCGUUUGUUCAUCUAGAUUUUCAUGAAAUGGAUUCCAUCCCUCAAAUUCGGAAAUGA